Messenger RNA from Papaver somniferum (opium poppy), 930 nucleotides. RefSeq lists its product as uncharacterized. The record is from RefSeq and is a predicted model, not a curated record. Lineage: Eukaryota; Viridiplantae; Streptophyta; Magnoliopsida; Ranunculales; Papaveraceae. The coding region runs from base 1 to 930 and encodes 309 amino acids. The transcript has a single exon.
AUGUCUGAAGAUGUUCAGACCCUUGGUCUUCCAGAAACCAACAGUCCAAUCACUCAACAAAUACAAAAUAACACAGUUGAUUCAUCUUCAAAGUCUUGUUUUAUGGAUCUUACGGUAGCCAACUUCAAUACUACUGAGAUUCUUACUCCACCAAAGGGAUCGCUGAUAUACAGUUCCACGGGAUAUCCAAUACUAGAUUUCUUCUUCUAUAUACUUCUUGAUACACCAGAUGAAUAUCUGACUGACCGGUUAGAACGUGCCUGGAAAUAUGACGCGUUAUCGACGUUGAAACUCAUAUGCAACUUGAGAGGAAUCAGAGGAACUGGAAAGGCGGAUAGCAAAAAUUAUUAUAGAGCUGCACUGUGGCUUCAAAAAAACCAUCCUAAAACCUUUGCUUGUAAUCUGAAGUCAUUUGCUGAAUUUGGGAGCUUCGAAGACUUUCUUGUUAUUCUAAAUAAACUUAAUGAAGUUCUUGAAGUGGCGCCUGAACCUAGAUCUAUUGUGAUUAACCCUUUUCUUCCGAAAAAAAAAUCUACUGUGGCGUUUCCGAAAGAUAUGAUUCAGGCGAGAAUUUGGAGACAAGAGAAGAAUCGUGCCUUGCGGAUAAGAGCUCUGGAGAAACUUGGAGGCGAUCCUGACUACAAAUUCUUAUACGAUAAAAUCACUGAACUCUACGCAGAAAGCUUGGUUUUUGAUUUACAGUUCUUGGAAUCUGGUGAGCUGGAUAAGAUUAGUUCCGCUUCGAAAUGGUGUCCAUCACUGCGCUCUUCUUUUGAACACUCUAUUCUAUUCACUGAGAGCACUGCCAGAAAAGUAUAUCCGCAUAAUUCGUGUCCAGAAUACGAAGGAGUUGAAGAAGCUCGCUAUGCAAAGAGAAUUCGACAUCGUCUAAGGAAAGAAUUCCUUGUCCCGCUAAGAAAAGCUCUAUAA